Molecule: messenger RNA, 777 nt
Organism: Fonsecaea monophora
Lineage: Eukaryota; Fungi; Ascomycota; Eurotiomycetes; Chaetothyriales; Herpotrichiellaceae
Exons: 2
Coding region: 1-777 (258 amino acids)
Source: RefSeq, a predicted model, not a curated record
AUGAAGCUAGCCGAUCAGGUUGUCCUUGUUACGGGCUCGUCUCGUGGGGUGGGUCUAGCGAUUGCCAAAGCAUUCCGCGACGAAGGCGCAAAGGUCGUGGUCAACUAUUUCCACCCGGCCGUGAACCGCAUCGCGGCGCUCACGAAGGAGUUCGGAUCUACAGAGGACCGUGUCCUGUUCUUCCGGGCAGAUGUCACCAACGCCGACGAGGUCCAGGCACUGUUCGCAGCUGCGGAGCGACACUUUGGGAAGCCGAUAGCCACGGUGGUCAACAACGCCAUGGUCGGCGACUUUGCCUUCAACGGCGACGCGAGGCCCAAGGUCGCGGAUCUGACGUGGUCCAACUUCGACGCGCAGCUGCAAGGGUUCCUCCGGGGGAGCUUGAACACGACGCAAGCGGCUCUCGCUGGGUUCGAGAAGCUCGGCUCCGGCUGCAUCGUCAACGUCGGGUCCAACCUGUUCCAGAACCCCGUGGUGCCGUACCACGACUACACGGCGGCGAAAGGGGCGUUGCUGGCGUUCACUAGGACGUGCGCCGCCGACCUCGGCCCAAGAGGCGUCACCGUCAACAUGGUAUCGGGCGGGCUCUUGCAGGUCACGGACGCCAGCGCGAGCACCCCCAGGGAGGUGUUUGAUCACAUCAAGGCCGUCACGCCGCUGAGAAAGGUCACCACGCCCGAGGAUCUCGCCGGGGCGGUCUUGUUCUUCGCCAGCCCCUGGGCUGGUGCGGUGACGGGUCAACAGAUGGUGGUCGAUGGAGGUUUGGUCAUGAAUUGA